Molecule: messenger RNA, 3341 nt
Organism: Carassius carassius (crucian carp)
Lineage: Eukaryota; Metazoa; Chordata; Actinopteri; Cypriniformes; Cyprinidae
Gene: sanbr
Product: SANT and BTB domain regulator of CSR
Exons: 21
Coding region: 445-2655 (736 amino acids)
Source: RefSeq, a predicted model, not a curated record
GCGCACCUGCUGCACUGCGGCACCGGAAAUAGAGAGCAGAGCACAGUGGCUGAGCAGAAGAUGUGGAGGUAAUCCUCUGCCACGCGUCGCCUUCAAUCGUUUUUGUCAGUUUCCUCUUUCAGGCUCGGGUCGGCAAGCUUUGGCAUCCCGUCACAUCGCAGCAGACAGCGGAUAGAGGAGGGACACAGCAGCGCUAGUAUUAUCAUGAUGGCACACAAGCUCCGAGCUCCGUGCGUGUCAUCUCUGGCGUUUUAAAACAAGAGGAGAGAGACGGAUGUGGGUAGUCAUGCCCACCAAACCUGCGAAUUUCACGCGUAGUAUUAGUUUUUAUUAUUAUUUGUAUAUCCUGUGUGGAUGUGAACUUUGAUUUAAAAUCAAAGUAAGCCACAGCAUCUCUGUUGAUGUUACUCAAAUCCAGCCCUUCAUCAGCACCGCUCAGCUGGAAUGAAAAAAGAGCAUUGUUACCAGAGGAAACAGCGCAUAAAUCUGGAACAGGAAAUGAAUCGUCUGUGCUCUGUUAAUAAUAACUUUCCAUAUGAUAACAACCUCCUGGUGCUGGACAUGGUCCUGAGCUCACUAUGGGCUUCUUCUCAGCCAAUCAACUGGGAGAAUGUUGCCAAGUUGGUCCCAGGGUUCACCCCUAAAGAGUGUGCGCAAAGGUUUGAAGAGUUAAAGACUACAGGCAGUUUCCCUCACGUUGAUGACCAGUGUAACCCACUGACUGGUGCAGUGAGCUCUCCAUCGGAACCCUUUUCCACGUACAUCAAAUCCAAUUUAUUGGACAUUACAGUAGAUAAAGGGGAACCACCGUCCAAUCAGGCCACUCUCUCAGAGUCAGGCCUCACUGUGAUCUCUACUGGUCAUGGAGCCUCUGCAGAAAUUGAGAUUGCAGAUCCUGCCAAGAAGAUUGAGAAAACAGAAGGGAAUAAAAUCCCCAACAUGGUAAUCCACGUUUGUGAUGAAGCAAAGAACCUGAAGCAGGACUUUGUGUGUCCAAGGAACCUUCUGGUAAAAGAGAUGCGUUACUUUGAAGAAUAUCUUUCUGUGGACCCACAGCGCUGGGACGAGGUGGACAUUUCUGUGCACUGUGAUGUCCAGAUCUUCGACUGGCUCAUGAACUACGUCAAGAGUCACAACACUGAACAUUCGCAUGGAAAACACAUGGACAAACCCAAACUGGAGCACAGCAAUGUCAUCUCAAUCCUGAUCUCCUCCGAGUUCUUGAAGAUGGAAACUUUAGUUGAGGAGUGUAUCCAAUUUUGUCACCAACAUAUGAGUGCCAUCAUAGCAACACCAUGCAAUAUGAACUGCAUCAACAACAGCCUGGCUGGACGCAUCGCUGAUCUGUUCAGCCACAACGAGGCAGAUGACCUCAAGGACAAAAAAGACAAAUUCAAAAGUAAACUGUUUCAGAAGAAGAUCGAAAGAUUAUUUGAUCAUGGUUAUCAGAAUCACGAUUCCCCUGGUAACGCAUCUACUCUGUACAGAUGUGGACUUUGCCUUAAGCUUUUAACCAAAGAAACAGAGAGAAAAAUUCCUUGUGUUCCAAACAAAAUCAACGUAGAUGUCCGAGGAAACAUUGUAUUCACUCACACCAGACAUAAGGCCUGGGAGGUUCAUGGGUUUGUGAAUGGGCUUUAUGAAGAGUUGAAGUCCUGGGUACUGGUCUACUGGAGGAUCUGGGGCACAGUCAACUUCCUUACCUGUUCACGCUGCAAACAGGCAUUCCUGUGUACAGAUUUGGGCCAGUGUAAAUACCACCCAGAGGCGGUUGUGUAUCCUGGAAUUGGGGCAGAUCAUAGAUGGCAUGGCAUUGGUCUUUACCCCUGCUGCAACCAGAAAGUUCUAAGAUUUGAUCCCUCCUCCAUGCCCAAGGGCUGUAAAAUAAGAGACCACAUUGUGAGUGCAGCAGAUGGUGGUGACUGUGGCGAUCACAAUGUAAACUCUGCCCAGACCAGAAUACUCAAUGACCUGCUGCUACACAGAGAGGCUGUGUGUGUGCCAGAGAGCUGUAGCUCUGAGGACCCUUCUGCAGGCAGUGAACGUGUGCCAGGAUGUGAUGUAAUGCUGGAGCCAGGGGUGCUUACAGCUCACAGACCCAAGGAAACCACAGCUUUUUCACUGUUAAAAAACUGGAGUCUUCAGCUGCGGCAGCAGUCUCUGCUGUCUGAAGAUGAGGAGUACACUACAGGGUCAGAGGUCACAGAGGAUGAGGUCGGGGAUGAAGAAGACACAUCUAAAAAACAAGCUGCAAAGAAGGCAAGAAAAUCUGGAAAACCUUUGAAAAAACAAGUGUCCUCCCCCAGUUUCCAGCGUAAGGAGAAAUCUGGAGAAAAGGCACCAUCUCGAGACUCCACCCCAUUCAUCGUCAGCAUUCAGAAGAAUAAGUGGGAUAGCAAUCGCUCUAUGAGGUACAAUCAGGACCUACAGAGGGAGGAGGAUCAGAGGAGAAUGGAGGAGAUUAUAGCAAAUCUCACUAAAAUGCGCUUUGGUGAUCAAGAGCAGACGAAGUUUAAAGACACAAAAGAGCCUGCAGGGGGGCUCUACUCGAGGAUGGAGGCCCAGUUUAAGUCCUCUUCUCAGUCCAGUGGAAGACACAGCAGCUCAGAGAAAACUCGAGUGAAGACACGCUCGGGGCCGUCGAGACCGACUUAGAGAAAAUGUGGAGAUAAGUGAAUGUUUUUUUUUAAAGGAGGAAUAAAAGAGCUUGCUUGCUGUUUGACGAGGCAGAAUAAGCCAUCGCUCUCUUCGUCCAUCCUUUGCUCCACUCCUCACCCCCUCCUUCUCCCAAACUCCGUACAGACACAACAGGAAUAGCAUUAGAGUCUUUUCCGUUACAGUCCCGGGAGAAGAAUGGAUUGCUGGUGUGGUCACUGAUGUCAUAACUGUAGCUAUAGAACAUAAACAAUGGACCUAAUAAAACCAUUAGUUGCACUGUAAACAAACAAGCUUUUGGCGGCUAGUGAAUUGGUUGCACACACUAAUCUGUGUUACACUAGUACGGUUUAUUUUGCACCUUUUGCUUUAUCUCAUAUCAUGUCUAGCUCAGGAUUCAUCCCAGCCGCAGUGUUUUGGAACGUCCCUGCUUCAUUUUAGCCGACUCAGGUGACCAGAGAAAGCUCAUCUCCGUGAUACUGACCCUGCACUUUAAGCCGUCUUAAUGCAAUGACUCAAUCCUGUAGAAUACGCAAAGAAGCCACUAGGUAAAGAGCGACACUGACGAAUAAUACCUGUGAGGUCCAUGAUUAUGUUGCACUGAAACUAUCACAACUGUGCCGUUUGGACCAAUAUGACAUAAGGAAAAAUACAGAAGCAGUAGAAUAAAAAUCAUUUAAAAUAAA